This is a messenger RNA of Helianthus annuus (common sunflower), 2350 nucleotides long. Its product is annotated as FACT complex subunit SSRP1. Lineage: Eukaryota; Viridiplantae; Streptophyta; Magnoliopsida; Asterales; Asteraceae. The transcript is spliced from 16 exons. Gene Ontology annotation, cellular component: FACT complex; nucleus. The coding region runs from base 241 to 2172 and encodes 643 amino acids. The record is from RefSeq and is a predicted model, not a curated record. Gene Ontology annotation, molecular function: nucleosome binding; DNA binding; histone binding.
GCCUAAUCCCACUUUCCCAUCCAUCCACCGUCGUCUUCUCCUUCUUCUCCACAAAUUAGGCGGCAAAGUUAUAUAACGCGCGGCAACACGCACUUCCCAUCAAUCUCUCCCAUACUCACUUUCUUUUCCCGUUUCCCGCCAUUUCGUCACUAUCUCAUCUUCUUCAAUUCCUACUUUAUAUCCCAAAUCACCACUAUCAAAACCCUAGUUUCAACUCAUCUGCUUCAUCGAUUGAUAGCCAUGGCGGACGGCCACAUGUUCAACAGCAUCUCUCUCGUCGGCCGUGGCGGCGCUAACCCAGGGCAGCUGAGGGUUCAUACACGUGGUCUGUUGUGGAAGAAGCAAGGGGGUGGCAAGGCUGUGGAGGUUGAUAAGUCUGACAUUGUGAGAAUUACAUGGAUGAAGGUGCCGCGUAGCAAUCAGCUUGGUGUGCAGGUCAAGGAUGGCCUCAAAUAUAAAUUUGUCGGUUUUCGAGACCAGGAUGUCGCAAGCCUGACCAAUUUUUUCCAGAACUCAUGUGGAAUACCGCCUGAAGAGAAACAGCUUUCAGUUAGUGGAAAGAAUUGGGGAGAACUUGAUAUAAACGGUAACAUGCUUUCUUUUCUUGUUGGCGGAAAACAAGCAUUUGAGGUAUCUUUAGCUGAUGUGUCUCAGACACAGCUUCAAGGAAAGAAUGACGUCAUCUUGGAAUUCCAUGUGGAUGACACAACUGGUGCAAACGAGAAAGAUUCGCUGAUGGAAAUGAGUUUCCACAUUCCCAAUUCAAACACUCAGUUUGUCGGGGACGAGAAUCGUCCUCCCGCACAAGUAUUUCGCGAUAAAAUAAUGUCAAUGGCGGAUGUUGGUGCUGGCGGUGAGGAAGCUGUUGUUACUUUUGAGACCAUCACAAUUCUAACUCCAAGGGGCCGAUACAAUGUUGAACUACACCUUUCGUUUUUACGGCUUCAAGGGCAAGCCACUGAUUUUAAAAUCCAAUAUAGCAGCAUAGUUCGUGUUUUUGUUUUACCUAAGUCUAACCAACCGCAUACUUUUGUUGUUGUUACUCUGGAUCCACCUAUCCGUAAAGGUCAAACCUUGUAUCCGCAUAUAGUGAUGCAGUUUGAAACUGAUUAUGUGGUUGAGAGCACUUUGAUGAUAAAUGACGACUUGUAUGCUAGCAAAUACAAAGACAAGUUAGAACCAUCGUAUAAGGGUCUUAUACAUGAAGUCUUCACUAUGAUCUUACGUGGUUUGUCUAGUACAAAGCUGACUAGACCUGGGAAAUUCCGUAGUAGUCAGGAUGGUUAUGCUGUAAAAUCAUCAUUAAAAGCUGAAGACGGUGUUUUGUAUCCUCUUGAAAAGAGCUUUUUCUUUUUGCCAAAACCUCCAACGCUUAUUCUUCAUGACGAGAUUGACUAUGUGGAAUUUGAGAGACAUGCUGCUGGAGGAUCAAACAUGCAUUACUUUGAUCUUCUUAUAAGGCUGAAAACAGAGCAAGAACAUCUUUUCCGAAAUAUUCAAAGAAAUGAGUAUCAUAAUCUGUAUGAUUUUAUCAGUUCAAAGGGUCUAAAAAUCAUGAACCUUGGAGGUGGUGUUCAAGCUCCAGAUGGCGUUGCAGCCGCUUUACGCGAUGAGGAUGAUGAUGCUGUUGAUCCUCAUCUUGAGCGAAUUAAGAACGCAGCUGGUGAAGAAGAGAGUGACGAGGAGGAUGAAGAUUUUGUUGCUGAAAAAGACGAUGAAGGCUCACCCACUGAUGAUUCCGGGGGAGAUGAUUCGGAUGGUAGUGACAGCGACAGUGAAAAAGAGAAAAUUACCAAGAAGGAACCCAAGAGAGAGGCUGCAGGUGGAUCCAAAACAUCUUCAAGUAAGAAGAGAAGCAGUAAUAGUAACGAUGAUGGUUCAAAGAAAAAGAAACCGAAGAAGAAAAAGGAUCCCAAUGCACCCAAGAGAGCUAUGAGUGGUUUCAUGUUUUUCUCGCAGCUUGAACGGGAGAAUGUAAAGAAGGAUAACCCAGGAAUUGCAUUUAAAGAUAUUGGGAGGGUUCUUGGAGAGAGGUGGAACAAAUUGACAGCGGAAGAGAAGGCACCAUAUGAAGCAAAAGCUCAAAUAGAUAAGAAGAGGUAUCAAAAUGAAAUUAGCGGUUACAAGAACCCCUCCACCGUGGAUUUGGUCGAUGAAUCUGACAGUAGUUAAGUUAGUUUUCUGUUUAGUGGGUUUAUGUAUGUUGUAGGUUAAACUUGGGUCUCUUUUGUCAUAAUUCGGUUUAUUGACGAGACGUUUACAUGGUUGUGGUAUGCACAUUUUUAUUUAUUAGCGAAACUAUGAAUGAUCCGUAUGAUGGGAGACUAUAAAUGUUGGAAUCUUUUACUUA